UAAAAGUCAAGACUCAUCACACAACCAAGUAACCAACCACUACUAAUUCUCAAUAUUUUCUCUAUUUCUUGAGCUUUUAUAGGACUUCAAGUUUGUGUUAAAAAGAUAGAAUUUGAAGUAGAAUUGUUGAAGGAAAAUGGAGGCACAGUUUAUAGAAAGAUACCAUAGUCAUCAGCCUAGUGACCACCAGUGUUCUUCAUCUCUUGUUAAGCACAUCAAAGCACCAGUUGAUAUUGUUUGGUCACUAGUGAGGAGAUUCGAUCAGCCUCAGAAGUAUAAGCCAUUUAUUAGCAGGUGUACUGUGAAGGGUGAUCUUACUAUUGGUAGUGUUAGAGAGGUGGAUGUCAAGUCUGGUCUUCCAGCCACGACUAGCACUGAAAGAUUGGAACUUCUUGAUGACAAGGAGCACAUCCUUGGCAUCAGAAUCGUUGGUGGCGAUCACAGGCUAAAGAACUAUUCUUCGGUUAUUACAGUCCAUCCUGAGACACUUGAUGGUAAACCAGGGACACUGGUGAUUGAGUCAUUUAUGGUGGAUGUGCCUGAAGGGAACACUCAAGAGGAGACCUGCUACUUUGUGAAUGCCCUAAUCAAUUGCAACCUGAAAUCACUAGCUGAUGUAUCUGAGAGAAUGGCUAUGCAGGGUGGUGUUCUACCCAUCAGUGUGAACUGGUCUUCUACUAACCAGAUCGAGACAUGAGUAUCUUUGGGGCUAUGGAUAAGAUUUGCAAGAAGCCUGACUUCAGCCUCUUUGAAUUUGCUUCUGCUUGUAAUUAUCUAGACUUUUAUGCGUUAAUAGGGUGUGUACCCUGUUCCAGUGCAAGUUUUAUCUAUGGAGGUGGUUUUGUUGUCCUUUACUAUCUUUGCGGCUCUCAUGGGGGUGUUGAGGUUCUUUCAUAUUCUGUAAAUACUUCUGUAGGAAAAUGAUGGCCGGCGGCCUGUUUUGAGAUGGUAGAUGCAACUUUUAGCUUGCGAAAAUUAUGAGAUGGAAUGUUUGUAUUGCAGCUUGUUCCCAGAACUUUGUAUAUAAGAACUAUAGCCUAAAUUGGAGAACUGGAGUGAUUUUCCUUUAUUAUUAUCUAA
This is a messenger RNA of Lycium ferocissimum, 1080 nucleotides long. RefSeq names its product abscisic acid receptor PYL8-like. Gene Ontology annotation, molecular function: protein phosphatase inhibitor activity; abscisic acid binding; signaling receptor activity. Gene Ontology annotation, cellular component: cytoplasm; nucleus. Lineage: Eukaryota; Viridiplantae; Streptophyta; Magnoliopsida; Solanales; Solanaceae. The record is from RefSeq and is a predicted model, not a curated record. Bases 137 to 697 code for a protein of 186 amino acids. Gene Ontology annotation, biological process: abscisic acid-activated signaling pathway. The transcript is spliced from 3 exons.